AUGAUCAAUACAGAUAUUGAAACAUACGGCCCCGGAACCGUCGUUGACACUGAGUUCCAACCACUUCCCAAGGAGUGCGAGAGAAUACUCCGAUUGCUCGCCUCCAAAACACCAGGAUUCACACAUGAUGACGAUCUACUCAAUGGUGUCCAUUUCCACGGCCAGAACUUACCCUGCGUUCCUGGACCAAUCAAGUCCCAAGCCGUCACUGCAGUCCUCCAUGCCAUGGUCGGUAUCGUCGGUCUAGAGAUUUUACAUCUGCGUGGGAUCACAGAGAGCAAAACGGUCCACAUCGAUGUGGAUCACGCUGGUCUUUACCUGGCUACUGCAGCUCUCGUCAACAUCGACGGGAUUACUGGACCUCCUGUCAUAAAUCUCCCCACGGUUCCUCAAUGGGACAAGGACCGUGCUUCUAAUUCACCCCUUGUAUAUCGUGCAACAGCAAUUUACGAGACGGCUGACAAGGGAGUUUGGUUCCAGCUCCACGGAUCUCUUGAUUCAUGGAAAAUGCUUUCUGUGAUUGGUAUCACCAAGAAUUUCGACGAGAAAAUUCGCACAAACGAAGAAGCAUAUUCGCUCAUCCAAGAUCGUGUUCGCACAUACCGUGCUCGCGAAAUCGAGCAACUCAUGGUAGAAAAGGGACUCUCUGGAUCCAUCGUCCAUUCGCCUGCGGGAUGGCGUCAGACUCAAAUGGGCAAGUCAUUGUCAAGACACCCCCUCAUCAACUACAAGCAGCAGACCAAGACUGAACCCUGCCCGUUUCCUAGCAUGGCUGAUAAGCGACCUUUGGCUGGCAUAAAAGUGGUCGAAUUGACUCGCAUCAUUGCUGGAGCCGCCGCCGGUGCUGCUCUUGCCUCUCUUGGUGCUGAGGUCAUUCGUGUCAACUCAUCCAAGUUGAAGGAUUAUACGCCUUCCCAGCCUUCAUCUCUCAUGGCUGGCAAAAUCACCAUUGAUCUGGAUCUGGAAGAUCCAGCUGAUCAUGUAAAGCUCAUGCAGUUGUUUGAACAAGCCGAUGUCAUCCUACAAGGCUAUCGUCUACGGUCCUUGGAGCGCCGUGGUUUUGGUCUGAAGGCUGCACUUGAUCUCGCCAACAAGCGAGGCAAGGCUAUCAUCUACGUCGACGAGAACUGCUAUGGUCCUGAUGGCUAUUAUGCGGAGAGACCUGGUUGGCAACAGGUUGCCGAUGCUGCUGCUGGAAGCGAGUGGGUCAUGGGUCAGUCUUUCAACUGUCCACCUGGUCAAGGAGUGCUGCCCAGUUUACCCAUAUCCGACAUGUCCACGGGCAUCCUGACUGCUCUUACCAUCAUGUGCGGUAUCCGUGACCGAACCAGGUUUGGAGGAUCCUACCAUGGCCAUGCUUCUCUUGCAGCAUACAACAUGGCAACGCUUGACACCGAUAUCCGCCUAUAUCAAAGAGACACGGUCGCGAAGAUCAAGGACAAGUACAAGUUUCCCGACUGGUCAAGUGAUAUCCAUGUAGCACCGCUGUAUUACUCCAUUCUUGAGGCAUGGGAGAAGGAGAGCAACCUCAUCAAAGAUGAAAAGUACUACGUGCAUUUCUCUGACUCUGUCUUUGGCUCUGAUCUUCGAGUACUGGGACCUGUGGUUAAGUAUGCGGCGGACGAGGUUAUGCCCAAGUGGGACAGUCCACCUGUACCAUUCUGCCAUGAUGCGUUCCGAACCUUCAAGUCUGUGUAG
This is a messenger RNA of Fusarium venenatum, 1698 nucleotides long. RefSeq names its product CoA-transferase family III domain-containing protein. Lineage: Eukaryota; Fungi; Ascomycota; Sordariomycetes; Hypocreales; Nectriaceae. The record is from RefSeq and is a predicted model, not a curated record. Gene Ontology annotation, molecular function: catalytic activity.